Molecule: messenger RNA, 2378 nt
Organism: Lotus japonicus
Lineage: Eukaryota; Viridiplantae; Streptophyta; Magnoliopsida; Fabales; Fabaceae
Exons: 2
Coding region: 145-1650 (501 amino acids)
Source: RefSeq, a predicted model, not a curated record
CUGAAGGUUGCUCUGGAUCAGCAACCCAACUUGAAAACAGAUCUUCACCCACUAUCUGCAAAUUUCGGCGAACUCUUGCAGCCAUUCUAGCUCCGGCAAACUCUUCCAGCCAUUGCAAAACUCUUCCAUCUUGCUAACCUAGUUAUGGAUCGUAGUUGGAUGAGAGCUAAUCGAUUAAGUGAUGAGUUUGACAAUGGAGUGGUUGAAUUUCUAGAAUUUGCUGAAAAGAAUCUUCCGAACAAUAAUGGACUUUUUCCAUGUCCUUGUGUUUCUUGUGGGAACCGGGACCCAAAACUUACUAAGGAUGAAAUAAGGGACCAUCUAGCUUGGAAAGGGAUUUGUCAAAAUUAUACACAAUGGAUAUGGCAUGGUGAAGUAGUAACGCCUAGUGUAUCACAAAGAGAGAAAGUAUGUGUAGAUAUGGAUGAUUGGUUGGAAGACAUGAUACAUGAUAUUGGAGAAGAAUCCUUCAAGAGAGCACAUGUGUAUGAUACUUUAUGUAAAGACAAGGAAGAACCUUUGUACCCGGGAUGCACAAACUUUACACGGUUGUCAGCUGUGUUAAGAUUGUUUAAUUUGAAGGCGAAAAAUGGAUGGAGUGAUAAAAGUUUCACUGAUUUGCUUGGAUUGUUGAAAGAAAUGCUUCCAGAAGGUAACACAAUGCCGAAUCGUCAUUAUGAAGCCAAGAAAGUAUUGUGUCCGAUGGGCAUGGAGUAUGAAAAAAUACAUGCAUGCCCUAAUGAUUGCAUCUUAUACAGGAAAGAGUUUGAAACCUAUGAUCAUUGUCCUAAGUGCAAGGCGUCGCGCUACAAAAAGAAAGAUGGUGAUUCUAGUGAUGAUGUGAGCACAAAGGGUCCUCCUGCAAAAGUGUUAUGGUACCUACCAAUAAUUUCAAGGUUCAAGAGAUUGUUAUCUAAUGCAAAUGACGCAAAGAACCUUAGAUGGCAUGCCGAAGAGAGAAAUCAUGAUGGACAAAUUCGCCAUGUAGUUGAUUCUUUGCAAUGGAAGAAAUUUGAUUUGAAGUUUCAAAAUUUUGGCGAAGAGUCAAGAAACCUUAGACUUGGACUUGCUACCGAUGGAAUGAAUCCGUAUGGUAGUCUAAGUUGUAACCAUAGUUCAUGGCCUGUUCUCUUGAUAAUUUACAACCUAUCUCCUUUGUUGUGCAUGAAGCGUAAAUAUAUGAUGUUAUCUAUGAUGAUUCCGGGCCCAAAACAACCAGGAAACGACAUUGAUGUUUAUCUAAGUCCGUUGAUUGAUGAUUUAAGAUUGUUGUGGGAGCAAGGAGUUGAUGUUCUUGAUGCGUAUUCUGGUGAACAUUUCAAUAUGCGUGCCAUGUUGUUUUGCACCAUCAACGACUUUCCGGCAUACGGUAAUUUGUCUAGUUACAGUGUUAAAGGGCAUAAAGCGUGUCCUAUAUGUGAGAAAGAUACAAGUUACCAUCAGCUUAAUCAUGGAAGGAAGACUGUUUAUCUUGGGCAUCGGAAAUUUUUAGACCGUCAUCAUCCAUAUCGUAAAAAGAAGAAAGCUUUCAAUGGAAAAUCAGAACAUGGUGUUGCUGAUAAGUGCAAUUUUUACGUGUUUUUCAUUAUCAUUAUAGACACUUAUUUGACUAGUAUGCUUGCAUUGUUGAUCAUUUUAUCCUCAAAGUAGCUUGCUUAGAAAAUAUUUAGUUUUAGCAUAAAAAUAAUGUAAAUAUUAUGCUUUUAAUAUUUAAUGUCUUAAUUUUGAUGUAGGAGUAAGAUGAUCACUUGAAGAAGGCUUGAAUCUUGAGCAAGAAAAUAAAGUGAGGAAAGUUGGCUCAAAUUUAGCUUGAGCGGACUGGAAACAGAGAUGAAAAAUAAGCAAAGGAAAGAGUUCGCUCAAAAGUUGGCUCAAGCCACCACUUUACAGUAGAUUUUCAGCAUAGUUCGCUUGAGCUAACUUGAGUUAGCUUGAGCGGACUGAAGGCGGUCUUAACUACUUCAGCAUGAAGAAAGGUUCGCUCGAGCCAACUUAGCUUGGCUUGAGCCAACUAAGGUCGGCCAGAAAUUCUAUAAAAGGCCAGACCCCGAAAUUUUCAGGAUCUCUUCCAUAUCUCUUCCAUCUCUCUUCCAUUUUUUCCUCCCUAAACAUUCAUAGGAGGCUGGGCUUCAUGGGGGAAGGGUCCCUGGGUCUAGGAUUGAAAGAUUGAAGCUCCGGAGCGUGGCGGCGACCGCCGAAGGACCGUGACAACCUCUCGGAGGCGAUGGAAAGCUUGGGAAAGCUUCUAUCGCCGUGGAUCCUUCGCCGUUCUUCUGGGUUUCAUCUUUUCUUCCUUAUCCCUUGUACUUGUUGUUUCUAUUUUUGUAUUUAGGAUGUUAUAACUUGAUGCUUUGAUUGUUGUAAACUCUUUUCAUGAA